Molecule: messenger RNA, 780 nt
Organism: Centruroides sculpturatus (bark scorpion)
Lineage: Eukaryota; Metazoa; Arthropoda; Arachnida; Scorpiones; Buthidae
Exons: 1
Coding region: 1-780 (259 amino acids)
Source: RefSeq, a predicted model, not a curated record
AUGAAUAAUAACACAUAUGGAUUAACCUUAGAAAUAGAACAAGCGCACCAGACGAAUAUACACUUCCUGGAUAUUGAUAUCAAGGUAGAAGAGUCGGUAAUUCACACGGCAGUAUACCAUAAGUUAGGAACAAAAGGCAUAUACAUACCAGUAGGGUCAUGUGACCCACCGCAAUAUAAAGUGGCACCAUUUAAAGCCCUAAUUAAGAGAGCACACACACACUCUUCUACCGAGCCAGCCCUACAAUCAGAGCUAAGAUCUAUACAACGAAUAGCCGCUGAACACGGAUACAGCAAACUCGUACGCAAGUUAUGGCAUGAGUAUCAAAACACAACUCAAGACCUUCCGCUAAGAGAAGAACGACAAGAUAUGGAUAAGAUCAUUCCGGUCAAUUAUAAUCCGUAUAUUAGAAGACUAUAUGGAGAAAUAGCUAAAAAGAACCACAUACGUAUAGCCUACAGAAGGUGCGCUUCGAUCUUCAACAUCCUAACCAACGGAAAAGAUCAACCGGACAAGGAUAAGCUGUCAGGGGUCUACAGCAUACCGAUUAUAGAUCGCAGAUGUGAUAAAAACCUUCUGUAUGUGGGCUCCACCAAGCGAUCCUUAGAGGUUAGACUCAAAGAACACGCUGCUGAUAUUCAGAAACAAAGGAACACGACGGCCCUAGCAGUAUAUGCUUCCGAUCCAGAUAUAUACCCUGAAUUUAAGAAAGCAAGAAUUAUCCGCACGGCACGUACACUAUAUCAGAUGGCUAGAGGCGGCCAGCAUAUACUUAGCUAA